Parathielavia appendiculata is the source of this 3690-nucleotide messenger RNA. Its product is annotated as ARM repeat-containing protein. Gene Ontology annotation, biological process: protein import into nucleus. The record is from RefSeq and is a predicted model, not a curated record. The coding region runs from base 264 to 3407 and encodes 1047 amino acids. Gene Ontology annotation, molecular function: small GTPase binding. The transcript has 2 exons. Gene Ontology annotation, cellular component: cytosol; nuclear envelope. NCBI's taxonomy places the organism in Eukaryota, Fungi, Ascomycota, Sordariomycetes, Sordariales, Chaetomiaceae.
UGUCUGUGCGUCACCUCAGCUGUCAUCCGUUCUGCCCCGCCAUGGAUAGUAUUGAAUGCCCCAUACAAACCUCCAAACCUCCAGCUGCCUGAAGAAGCACAGUGAAGCAGAGGAACCAGCUUGCUCGGCCAGACACUUCUAGAAAUCCAGCUUGCUACGUCAGAGUCGUUCAAGCUCGUAAAGGCCGCAGAGGGCUCGCAUUGGCGUUGACAUUCUCACGCUUUGCAAAGGUUGGCUUAAGCCCUGCGGGCACAUUCAGCGGGAUGAACUUCGCGAUCGAAGCUCCGGGCGAAGCUGCCCCCCUCAGUCCGUGGGAGCUUGUGAAGGCGUUGAGCGGUGCUGCCACUUCGACCGACCAUGCCCAGAGGCAGUCGGCCAGCCAGCAGCUCCAGACAUGGGAAUCUCACCCGGACUACUACGCCAGUCUCCAGACCGCCUACCUCGAUACGGAGCAAGAUAAGCAGAUCCGCUUCCUCGCCAUUAUCCUUCUCAAAAAUGGCAUCGACAAGUACUGGAGGCACACAGCCAGACACGCCAUCAAGCCUGAAAAGAAACAGUUCAUCCGUUCGCGGCUGUUGCAGGGCUCGCUCAACGAGGAGGACAAGUCCUUAGCGCUGCACAAUGCUUUAGUCACGGCCAAAAUCUUCAGGAUAGACUAUCCGACCGAGUGGCCCGAUGCCUUUUCCGCACUCAUCGAGGCGAUCAAAGCCGCCAAUGCUUCAAAUCAGUUGCACCUACGUGGUGCUCUGCUAGUGUUGCUCCGCGUCGUCAAGGAGCUGGGCACCGCUCGUCUGCGCAAGUCACAGACUGCCUUACAAGCUGUCACGCCAGAGCUCGUGCAACUCCUGGGCGCCAUCUACACCGAAAAAACCGCGUACUGGCAAGACCUCUGGACGAAAGGGCAUGGCGAUGAGGACACUGCAGAAAUCGCCGCCGAAAACAGCCUGACAGCCCUCAAGGUUCUGCGAAGGCUGGUCACUGUUGGCUAUGAGCAGCCACAUGCGGACGCCAUGGUGUGCGGUUUUUGGUCCCUGUCGCAGUCCCAGUUCGAUCAGUUCCUCGGCGGCGUCAGCCAAGACUCGUGGAUCCCCGUCCCGUACCAAGACAUGGUCGGCAAGCAUCUCAUCCAGUUCACCAAGCUCCAUAUCGAAAUGUCCGAGACGCAUCCAGCAAGCUUUCCUCUGCUGCCCAACUCGAUACCCCUGACCAAGGCCUACUGGAACCUCGUCAAAGGAUUCUCCGAGGUGUUUGAGAAAUCCGGAGGCAUCAAACAAGCUUCAGGCGAAACAGCUGGGGGCAACCGCAAGCACGAGGGACCUCUGUACGAGAAGCUUGCACUGAAAGGCCUCUUGCUGCUAAGAAGCUGCAUGGCUAUCGCACACCAUCCGGUACAGACCUUCAAGUACAGGAGCACAGAGGCCAAGGAGCUGGAAAAGCAGGCUGUACAUAUUCUCAGGGACGACCUCCUGACAAGGGAUAUGCUCCUGGACAUGAUGCAGGUUAUAAUCAGCAAUCUCUUUAUUUUCCGCAAGUCGGAUCUCGAGGCCUGGGAAGAAGAUCCCGAGGGGUGGGAGUCCCAAGAGCGGACCGAAGGCCAGGCUUACGAAUGGGCUGUUCGCCCUUGUGCGGAGAGGCUGCUUCUCGACCUUCUCACCCAUUACAAGGAGCUCGGCGAACCGCUCCUUGCUUACUUCGAUCUUGUAACCAAGGCCGACAUGGACAUCGUCUCAAAGGAGGCCGCUUAUUGUGCCCUUGGCUGCGCCGCCUCCGUUAUUUACCAAUCCUUCGACUUCGACACCUUCCUGACGACAUUUUUGGUCAAGGAUGUGCAGAUUCAAGACCCCAUGGCCAAGCUACUUCGACGACGAAUCGCCAUUUUGUUGAGCCAGUGGAUUAGCAUCAAGAUAUCCCAGGCUAGCAGGCCUGCCGUGUACGACAUCUUUCGCCACCUAAUGAACCCCGACGACCAGCACAAUGAUGAAGUUGUCCGCAUCACGGCGGCACGCCAGCUCAAGUACAUAGCAGAGGACUUUGAAUUUACUCCGGAGAGUUUCUACCCAUCUGCAGCAGACACGUUCAAUCUCCUUGUCAGUCUCCUUCAGGAGGUAGAGAGCGACGAGACAAAGCUGGCGAUCCUUGAGACGGUCCGAGUCAUUGUAUCUCGGAUGGAGACGCACAUAUCACAGUUCGGAGACGCCAUCAUGGUAAUCCUUCCCAAGGUUUGGGAGUCGGCUGCCAGCGAGGAGUACAUGAUCAAGCAGUCGGUGCUGGCCAUCAUGUCGGCGCUGGUCUCGUCGAUGCGUGUCGAGUCGCAGAGGUACCAGGGGCCUAUUAUCCCGCUGCUCAAAGAAGCCAUGAAUCCUGAGUCGGCGCUUCACCUUCACCUGAUCGAGGAGUCGGUCGAUCUGUGGAAGGCCAUCAUGAUGCAGAGCUCGCCAGCCUUGAACCCGGACCUCGUACAAAUGGUUCAGUUGGCACUGCCACUUCUGGAAUAUGAUUCCGAAGUGGCGAACCAGUGUUUGGAUAUUGUCAAGGACUACAUUAUUCUGGCUCCGCAAGCCAUCCUGACCGACGCCCUCCGCCGCCCAACCCUGUCAGCACUGGCAAAGACGCUGGACUCAAAGAGCCGCGACCAGUCACAGCUUGGCGCGAAAUCGAUCGAGCACGUUAUUCGCGCCGCUGAGGAAUUCGGCGGCGCUCAAGGCGUCUCAAUCGUGAUUCAGGACCUGCUCGAGAUCGGCGUGCUCCGAACCAUGCUCGAAGGGUUGCACAGCGCCUGGGAAUCCAGCCAAACCACGGGACCCAACCGGAAAUCAAGCAAAAUCAACAGUCUCAAGGAGACGGACUACUUUGCGGUCCUCGCCCGCAUUGCCCUUGCGGACCCGGCGCUCCUGGUCACUAUGCUCACGAGCUUCGGCAGCCCCAUCGAGCAGGUAUGGUCGUGGCUCAGCACCCAGUGGUUCGCCAACUUUGAUUGCAUGGGCGAUAUCGAGCGGGAGAAGCUUUCGUGUCUGGCGCUGACGCGCCUCUGGGAGCUGCCCAACCCCAUGCAGGAUUUGGUCCUCGCCCGCCUGCAGGAUUACCUGUCCAUGUGGACAAGCGUCGUGAUGGAGCUGGCCGACGACACGAGUGGCGACGCGCUGCGGUCGCAGGAUAGCCUUGUGUGGAUUGAGGUCGCGGGAUCGGAGUACGACACGCCGUUGGAUGUGAGCGAGAGGGAGUUUGCGGCCAAGGAUCCGGUACAUUGCGUCGUCACGUUCGAGUUUGUCAAGGCCAGGCUGGGGGAUAUGGUGCAGCGUGUUGGCGGAGAGCAGGCAUUUGAGGCCAACUGGGCGGUGAAUGUGGAUAGGGAGGUCCUGGCGGGAUUCCAGAGGUUGAGUCAAAGUAGUGGACAGGUGGAUCGGUGAUCAGUGAAGGGAGACGUAGAAAGGAGGCGAGGACUGAGAGUGGCCUACCAAGCCACACAGAGACGUUAACUGGCGAGGCCCAACUGAAGAGUAGGCAACUCGCCGGUCCUGAUAUAUGGCUAAUGGAAAGAAAUCAAAACAAGAUCCAGGGAGUUCGGGGAGUAAGCUGCUCUCACCCAAUUCAGGAGUCGGACGACUUCAAGGCCAAGACGUAGAACUUUGUUGUAAUACGUCAAAGCGUGAGAUCUCCGGGGACAGCAAUGCCCGAGUUGGACCCAGGGUU